AUGCGACCAAGUUUCAACGUAGGAUCGGACCAUCGAAUUGUCCGAGCAAAGAUUCGUCUAAACCGAAAAGUCAUGAAACGGAACCUCCACCAACCACCACGUCCGAAGAGACCCACCUACGAUGCCACCACACUGGAAAGAAACAUCUAUGACUACCCAUGGAGAAGCCACGAAGACCCCACAGAAGACUACAAACUCCUUUGCGAAGGUCUCCUCAAGUGCGCCGAACCUGCGACCAGGCCAUCCUCAACACUACCACCUCGACUUGAUCAAAGAGCAAAAGACCUGCUGAAAAAACGUGGAGAAAUCAAACGCGAUCCGUCAUCCACACACCUGGACCAGCUCCUUAUCGACAAAGCGUGCAGGAUGGCGGUAGAAGAAUCGCUCCGCAACCGACGCAAACAAGCUCUACUUCAAGCAGCCGAGAAGCGCCAGAGUAUCAGGAAGAAGAAGUUCGAACUCACGAACCUACACUCAGUGAUGACAGGGCUAAAAGACGCAAACGGUCAAUUGAAGACAUCGCGCAGAGACAUGGAGAACAUAACGGUCGACUUCUACACGGAACUCUUCAAAAGCAACACCACAGUUGCAAGAACACUGUCUCCGACGCCCGAAGACGAACCUGCGAUCCUCGCCGAAGAAGUUGUAUACGCCAUCCGGAAGCUGAAGAUCGGUACAUCUGCUGGACCCGACAACAUCACGACGGAACUGCUGAAGUCAGGAGGAGACGCCCUGAACAAUCUUCUCGCCAAGCACUUCUCCACAUACUUGAAGGAAGCUUCAAUCCCGGUACAAUGGAAGAUAUCGAAAACCAUCCUAAUCCCGAAGAAAGGCGACGUCUCCGACCUGAACAAUUUCCGACCGAUUUCCCUUUUAUCUGUCGUAUACAAGUUGUUUACGAAGGUCAUACUAAACCGACUGGAGAAAAAGCUCGACGACUUCCAACCGGCCUCGCAAGCCCGAUUCCGCCGGAACUUCUGUUGCAUGGACCACAUCCACACCUUGACGCAAGUGGUGGAAAGACACCGGGAAUACAAACUCCCCCUUGCAAUAGCCUUCGUCGACUACAAGAAGGCGUUCGACAGCGUCGAGGUUAAUGCAAUCCGCAACUCACUCGUCUCCGCAGGAAUCGCCACCAAGUACGUCGACCUCAUCUCUGACUGCAACGAGGGCACGUCAACAACCAUUCGACAAGAAGCUCACAAUUCCCAUUGGAAAAGGAGUACGGCAAGGAGACACCAUCUCUCCGAAACUAUUCUCCACAGCCUUGGAAGACGUGAUGCGUCAACUCGACUAGGACACCGAACUCGACUGGGAAAGCGACAACAAAGUCAGAGGCAUCAACAUCAACGGCAAGGUCCUCACCAACCUUCGCUUCGCUGACGACAUCGUCAUCUUCGCAAACAACACCGCCGACCUGUCGACCAUGCUGAACGACCUGAACGACGUUGGCAAAAAGAUCGGACUGACGAUGAACCAGAAGAAGACGCAAUGGAUGUGCAACAGCUUCUGCGAUAAUGGCCCCGUGACACUCGAAGGCGAUAACUUACAAAAAGUCGACUCCUACGUCUACCUUGGAAGAGAAGUCAACAUGCUUAACGAGCGCUGA
Messenger RNA from Caenorhabditis auriculariae, 1609 nucleotides. Lineage: Eukaryota; Metazoa; Nematoda; Chromadorea; Rhabditida; Rhabditidae. The record is from the annotation of a GenBank genome assembly.